This is a messenger RNA of Monopterus albus (swamp eel), 7370 nucleotides long. It is a transcript of the gene adamts6, whose product is annotated as ADAM metallopeptidase with thrombospondin type 1 motif, 6. The transcript is spliced from 25 exons. The coding region runs from base 1325 to 4708 and encodes 1127 amino acids. Gene Ontology annotation, biological process: proteolysis; extracellular matrix organization. Gene Ontology annotation, molecular function: metalloendopeptidase activity. The record is from RefSeq and is a predicted model, not a curated record. Lineage: Eukaryota; Metazoa; Chordata; Actinopteri; Synbranchiformes; Synbranchidae. Gene Ontology annotation, cellular component: extracellular matrix.
ACGUCACUCCCACCCCUCCUCCCCAAUGAAAAAGCUGCCAAAAUGUAGCUGUCCGGGACUGGGACAUACCCGGUGUCUGUCUGUAGUGAGGAGGAGCAGCUCCAACCAAAGCUCUGCUGGUGUUUGCAUGCACUCCGCUCCAAAGCACGUCUGCUGUGGCGGUUUGCGAGGUGGCAGAAAACCCUCUGCAACCUCAGCUAACUUUUUAAAGGCCGCUCUGAGCCACCACCACCAAGAACACAAAGUUAUAAAAUUAUAAAGACGCCAGAUAGACUAGAAGUAGACACUUCUGCUGCUGGAGGGAAUCCAAGAAAGCCUUUGAAAAGCUGCCUUCUUUGUGACAGUGUCUGCUCUGAGAUACUGCUGCUGGUCUGAAGGGGAGACUGCAGUUUCACAGGAUGACAGAGUCCGAAAGGAGAUGAAAAUAGGAGAGCAGAGGAGGACUGUGUGCGGAACCUCAGAGUCUUUUGUCCUGAGCUCUCCCUGCACAGUUGGACCGGAGCUGACAAUGAAGAUGAGCGUGGUAAAUAUCUCCCUAACACCCUCGACUGUUGAGGAUAGCACGAUAACUUUCAGGCAGUUUUUGUCGAGUGGGCAUUUAAACCCUCCCAGGGACAGUGCUUACAAACCAGUAGUUGUCCUGUUCUGCUCAGAUUUCAAGAGUUCAGGCAAGGUUUCUUGAUGGCAUUUGCAUGGAAAAAGUGCAGUUUUGGAAACAUUUACGCACUGUAUCUACACUUGCAGAGUGUACAUUUUGCACAGUUUUACGUUUGUAUUUCGCAUCGGGUUGUUCAAACUAACAAAACCUUUUGUGGUUCACGCCUUUUGCAAGAAAGCCGUGGUUUAUUUUGAGUUGCCGCUCCUGCAGGCUUGUAUUUGAGGCACCGGUGUGUGCACACGGGCCGGCUGCCAACUGUCUGGGUCAGAGCGGCCAAGUAGGUAGCGCUGUCUGUCUGGACCGCUGGAGCUCUAGAGCUGAAGAAAUACGCACCUCGUUUCCAAAGGCGGUCAUCCGGAGUCCGUUCACUCCUCUUUUGCUUGGAUCCGCUGAGGAAUGCAGAUGGAUUGGUCAGGACAAGUUCCCAGUAUAGCUCUUCCUCUUUGGAGUUACACCUGAGAGUGACCGUCUAAUGGAUUAAGCUGUGAGAUGUGGAAGGUCUCGCCUUCAGGAAAACUCUGAAACCCGGAGGAGCACAACGAGAACAUUUACGUGAAGGAGACAAACCAUGGACUUGUUAUGGUGUUGCAUCGGAGCGAUCGUGUGCUUUUAGCCUCUCUGUAGCACCCUCUGCCCCCAACCCCAUGUCACAUCUUGCCCUGAAUUAUGGAAAUUUUGUGGAAGACGCUGACUUGGACACUGAGCCUGGUGGUGAUGGCUGCUUCUGAGUUUCAAAGCAUCAACAGACUUUCCUACAACUCUCAAGAGGAGUUCCUGUCCUACCUGCAGCACUACCAGCUGACUGUCCCAGUGCAGGUGGAUGAGAACGGAGAGUUCCUGAGCUACACUGUGAAGCACCACCGGCCGGGCCGAAGGAGACGGGGUGCGGCGGACCCCAUAAUGGGACCAGUGCCUGCCUUAGAUCCAGAGCCUCCGGAGCCUCGGCUGUUCUACCGUCUGUCAGCCUAUGGGAAGCACUUUCACUUAAACCUGACACUCAACCCCCACCUGGUGUCGAAACAUUUUACAGUGGAGUACUGGGGCAAAGAAGGGCCGGAGUGGCGUCAUAACAUGGUAGAUAACUGUCACUAUGUUGGAUUCUUGCAAAAUCAGCACAACAUGACCAGAGUGGCAGUCAGCAACUGCAAGGGCUUGCACGGAGUUAUAACAACAGAGGAAGAACAGUAUUUAAUAGAGCCAUUACAGAACAUAUCCUCCACCACCUCCAGUGAAUGGGACCUGGAAGGAGUGCAGCAACAUGUUAUUUAUAAAAUGUCUGCCAUUGCCUCACCACAAGAGCAUAGCCAGGAGUUCAGCUGUGGCAUUUCAGACCUCAUUAAAAACAGUGCACCCUGUCAGUUUAGCACACCCUCCCCUGCCCCCCACAACGAGAGCGAGCAGUCGAACAGCACCCACCGGCAGAGGCGCUCCAUCAGCACUGAGCGCUUUGUGGAGACACUGGUGGUCGCUGAUAAAAUGAUGGUCGGUUACCACGGACGCAAAGACAUUGAGCACUACAUCUUGUCUGUAAUGAAUAUUGUUGCCAAACUUUACCGUGAUGCCAGUCUAGGAAAUGUUGUGAACAUUAUUGUGACCCGGCUGAUUGUUCUGACUGAAGAUCAGCCAAACCUGGAGAUUAACCACCAUGCUGACAAGUCUCUGGACAGUUUCUGUAAGUGGCAGAAGUCCAUCCUGUCUCACCACGGCGAUGGCAAUAGUAUUCCUGAAAACGGGAUGGCUCAUCAUGACAACGCUGUCCUAAUCACCCGGUACGAUAUCUGCACCUACAAGAACAAACCCUGUGGUACCUUAGGCUUGGCCUCGGUGGCUGGAAUGUGUGAACCGGAGAGGAGCUGCAGCAUCAAUGAAGACAUCGGCCUCGGUUCUGCUUUCACCAUUGCACACGAGAUCGGCCACAAUUUUGGGAUGAACCAUGAUGGAAUUGGGAAUUCCUGCGGUACCAAAGGCCACGAGACAGCCAAACUGAUGGCCGCACACAUAACAGCCAACACCAACCCUUUCUCCUGGUCUGUCUGCAGUAAAGACUACAUCACCAGCUUUCUCGACUCAGGUCGGGGGACGUGUCUGGACAAUGAACCUCUGAAACGAGACUUCCUGUACCCAACAGUGGCCCCGGGGCAGGUGUACGAUGCAGACGAGCAGUGCCGCUUCCAGUAUGGAGCCUCCUCACGGCAAUGCAAGUAUGGGGAAGUGUGUAGAGAGCUCUGGUGCCUUAGCAAAAGCAACCGCUGUGUAACUAACAGUAUCCCAGCUGCAGAAGGGACCCUGUGCCAGACUGGCAGCAUCGAGAAAGGGUGGUGCUACCAGGGGGAAUGUGUUGCGUUCGGUACCCGGUCUCAGAGUGUGGACGGAGGCUGGGGACCCUGGUCGAUGUGGGGGGAGUGCAGCAGGACCUGUGGGGGUGGUGUAUCCUCCUCCAUGAGGCACUGUGACAGCCCAGCCCCAUCUGGAGGAGGCAAGUACUGUCUUGGAGAGAGAAAACGCUACAGAUCCUGUAAUAUUGAUGCCUGCCCUGUGGGAUCUCGUGACUUUCGGGAGAAGCAGUGUGCCGACUUUGAUAACAUGCCUUUCCGGGGGAAGUACUACAACUGGAAGCCUUACACCGGUGGUGGGGUGAAGCUGUGUGCGCUGAACUGCUUGGCCGAAGGCUAUAACUUCUACACUGAGCGCUCUCCUGCAGUUAUCGAUGGCACCCGAUGUCAGGCUGACUUUUUGGACAUUUGCAUCAAUGGAGAGUGUAAGCACGUGGGCUGCGACAACAUCUUGGACUCUGAUGCUAAAGAAGAUCGAUGCCGUGUGUGUGGAGGGGAUGGCAGCACCUGUGAGGCCACAGAGGGGCUCUUCAAUGAGACUCUACCCAGAGGAGGCUACAUGGAGGUGGUUCAGAUCCCUAAAGGCUCGGUUCACAUUGAGAUUAAAGAAGUCGCCAUAUCCAAGAAUUAUAUUGCUUUGAAAUCUGAAGAGGACGAUUAUUACAUUAAUGGAGCCUGGACCAUUGACUGGCCCAGGAAGUUUGACAUCGCAGGGACGGCCUUCCACUACAAGAGACCCUCUGAUGAACCUGAGUCUUUAGAGGCACUGGGAGCUACCACUGAAAACCUGAUUGUCAUGGUGCUCCUUCAGGAGCAGAACCUGGGAAUUCGCUACAAGUUCAACGUGCCCAUCCAGCGAACAGGAAGUGGCGACAACGAGGUGGGCUUCUACUGGCACCACCUGCCCUGGUCUGAAUGCUCGGCUACCUGUGCCGGAGGUUUCCAGAAGCAGGAAGUAGUGUGUAAAAGGCUGGAUGACACCUCAGUGGUCCAGAACAGCUACUGUGACCCAGACAGCAAACCCCCAGAGAACCAGAGGGACUGCAACUCUGAGCCUUGUCCUCCAGAGUGGUUUAUUGGUGACUGGUCGGAGUGUGGGAAGACAUGUGAUGGUGGCAUAAGGACGAGGACAGUCCUGUGUAUCAGGAAGAUGGGCCCUGCUGAGGAGGAGACCCUGGAGGACACCCACUGCCUGACUCACCGGCCUAUCGAACAAGAGCCCUGCAACAAUCAGUCCUGCCCACCAAAGUGGGUCACUCUGGACUGGUCCGAGUGCACACCCAAAUGCGGCCCUGGCUUUAAGCACCGCAUCGCCUUGUGUAAGAGCAGUGACCUGACCAAGACCUUCCCACCCGCCCACUGCCCGAGCCUCAACAAACCUCCAGUCCGAAUCCGUUGCAGUUUAGGCCGCUGUCCUCCUCCUCGCUGGAUCCCUGGUGAAUGGGGGCAGUGUUCGGCGCACUGUGGCCUGGGCCAGCAGAUGAGGACAGUGCAGUGUCUGUCGUACACUGGGCAGCCGUCUAAUGAGUGCGCCGAGUCCCUCCGACCCUCCACCAUGCAGCAGUGUGAGAGCAAGUGUGACGCCACCCCCAUCUCUAACGGCGACGAAUGCAAAGAUGUAAACAAAGUGGCGUACUGCCCACUGGUGCUGAAGUUCAAGUUCUGCAGCCGAGCAUACUUCAGACAGAUGUGCUGCAAGACCUGCCAGGGACACUGACCCCUGGAGCAAGAGCAAGACGUAGCAAGAGACGGAGGAAAAAAGCACGAAGGAUGAAAGGAGGCUGAUCCAGCACUGACAGGGAGAGAAGAAAGGAACGGGGCAGCCUGGUGGACCAGUGGAAGGCAGAUAAAGAGAUUUCCUGGUGAAAGAUGCAUGGAGAAAGCAGGAGUUGCCUUCUCAUCACACCUGAUCCUCUGGCCAUCCAUCAUGGUGGAAUCCAAACCACUGCUCAGCUCCUAACGCUGACACUAACUAUUUUCAGUAUUUUCACUUCUGUGAAGUGGAACUUGGAAGAUUAUUUGUUGCUCAUUUUAUUUUUAUUAAAAUAAUUGUUGAUAUCAUUGUUAAUCUUUCUCCGUGUUUGUUGUUUUAUGAAUCCAAAGUGCUGGACACGUUGCUCAGAGAGGAUGUACCCCGGAGACGGACCAACAGAGGGGAGGACUCCUCACCAGGGAAGGGGGAUGGGAGUUCACAGUGUUGGACUCCUGUCUUUGGGUCGACUGUGAUGGUGCUAUUGUCAGGCAGACUUUUAGCUUCAGUGCACUUUUUCUUGUAAAUACAAUUUACCGCUCAAAUCUGACAGCAAAACCCCAUCACUGUACUGUAUAUUUAUUGUAUAUUUCCAAACAGAGCUGAGAUAUUGGUCCUCUGAUCAUGUUUUUAUCAGAUAGUAGCCUACUGUCAUGGAAGGGAAUGUGAUUGAAUUUCAAAGUCUCUGUGCUGGAAUGAAAAUAUUGCAUACUGUAACAUACGUUAAACUCCUAUAUACUGUUAGAAUUUGUAUACUCUGUAUGAAUUGUUAAUCCAGGACCAGAAAAUGCCAUGAGGAGGAUUCCUAAGUCACCUUUCUUUCCCCAGAUGGUUGCCUACCUUUCCAACUCCCAGAUAAAAGUUCACCCAAUGUCAGUCAUUAGUCCAAAGUAUUCUGACGGUGCCUGUGCCACAUGAAUCACUGUUACCAAAGUGGCCUUUGCUAAGCAUCUCACUAAGGAGCUUUCAGUUCACUAUUGAAGGAUUUGUUUUGAAGGAGUAUAUUCUGUGAAGCAGCUUGUUCGUUGGAAUCACGGUGCAGUAGCUGUUUUCAGUGUGUCAUAUUUUUGUAUUUCAGCAACAAGUCAAGGUCAUCAUGGUUUCAGCACUGAUAAGAAUUAAAAGAAUAGUUUCUUUUGACAGUUUGGGAAAUGUACUUAUUUUCUUUUCGCCAAGAUAAUGAUGGAAGAUGUAUACCACUCUCAUGUCUGGACACUCAGUAAGACGCAAGACCCAAGGAAACAUUAUCUUAGCUUAGCAUGAAGACUGGAAACUAUGGAUGUAUUAAGAAAACCUUUGUAACAGAUUUUCAGAUGGCACCCUAUUCAUGCUUAUGAAAGUUGUCAGUGGCACAUACUCCUCCUCCAUGCUUCCAGAUUCUGGAUGUUCCACAUGAUUCUGCAUUUUUGACCCACAGAACAUGCAUACUAGUGCUAAGUCAGCUGACUUCCUGUUUCUAGUCUUUAUGCUAGGCUAAGAUAACCAUCUCCUGACUGUUGCUUCAUAUUUACAAACAGACAUCAAUCUCCACAUCUAACUCUCUGCAAGAAAGUGAAUAAGCGCAUUUCCCAAACUGUCUAAAUAUCCCUUUAAUAAAGGAGGCUACUGUUAAAUGUAAACACACAUCAUAUUCAUUGUGGUUUUGUUGCCAGAUCAUGUAGCCGGGGUUCAGACCCCCUGUUUGUCCCUCAGUGAAAACACAAAAACAGCCAACUCAUUGGUGCUUUCCCCUCUUUUACAGUUUUUAAGAUUUCCAUGGAGUACUGUGUUUACCUCUUGUUUUCCUCCUGCUCUGCUCUGAGGGUUACGGCCUUCCCAGGCUUCUGGUGCUAACAAGUGGACGCAUCCAUUCAGCGCUCUGCAGUGCUUACAAGUGAGGCUGGAUCCAAAUAGUAGCCUUGUCAAAACUCUGUUGGUAAAUGCUGGUCAUGUUGUUGUUUUGUUUGUAUCUGUUUAUACCUCACACUGGGAAGUUUCAUUGUUAACCUUGUAUUGAUGUUUGUGCUACCAACAAAAUGGACACUCACCCCAUUGUAACUGAUCCCUUUACCCUGGCGUGAAAGGGAACAACACUUACGGAAUGUCUCCAUCACAGACUUGUUAUCGAGAUAUAGUAGGAGUCAAAGAAACCUGACAGACCACGAGGACUGUGCAAGGACCUCAUCGAAGCUUUUAACAACUAAUUUCUAAUUCUGCUGCUGCUACUUUUUUGUAGCCACCUUCAGUGUGACAGUGUCGAGAAGAUUUUAUUGGCUGGGAAAGGACAGUGGAUGCUGAGAAGCAUUUAAAACUGCUUGGACAAACCCAUCUACUGGCUGUGGGACAUGGAAGCUCCAGAAAGAGAGAAGUGAAACUGAUCAAACUGGUAGUCAUUGCUGUGAACUUGGAUGUUUGAAUGUCACAUUGGUUAUACCUAAAGUACAAGAGAGACAAAAAGCAUCAUGUGAUUAGUUGCGUCUAUUUUAUAUUCAGUAUUAUUGUUGGUACACUGUUACAAAUUUUUUUCCUAAUGUAAAUUAUAUGCUAAUUUAUUGCGUUGUCUCGUGUACAUUUAUUUCACUGCAUGCAAACUGAAAUUUAGCAUAGUGAAAAAAAUGCAGUGAUGUGGCCAUUCACCAACAUUUUUUAA